GAGUUUGGAAGUUGGCGUGGAUGCCGGGAGUGAUGAAAGCUCAAGGGAAUGUAAAAGCAGAUUUUUUUCCCACUGUGCCAACGCCUCUGUCCCAGGUAUAAGAGGAGAAUUACAGACCGGGAGCUGCUAACCCUCCCCAGCCAUUCAGAACUCUCUCUUGGGUGGCUCUCCAUUUCCUGGCAAGAUGACCACCACCAUCAGGCAAUACACUUCCUCCUCCUCCAUGAAGGGGCCCAUGAGUUUUGGCGGGGGCUCCUCUCGGCUGUCCUCUGUGCAUCUUGGAGGCGGGUACCGAGCCCCGAGCAUCCAUGGUGGAGCUGGUGGCUUGUCCAUUUCUUCUUCCCGCUACGUCUCUGGGUUAGGCAGCUCGCUUGGUGGCGGCUAUGGAGGCAGCUAUUGCAGCAGCAACAGCUUCGGUGGUGGUCUGGGGGGAGGCUUUGGUGGUGGCUUUGGUGGCAGCUUUGGUGGUGGCUUUGUUGUUGGUGGCGGGGAUGGCCUCCUGGCUGGGGGCGAGAAGGAGACCAUGCAGAACCUGAACGACCGCCUGGCUUCCUACCUGGACAAGGUGCGUGCCCUGGAAGAAGCCAACACUGAGUUGGAGGUGAAGAUCAGAGAAUGGCACAAGAAACAGGGACCUGGUCCAGAUCGUGACUACAGCCAUUAUUUCAGGACCAUUGAAGACUUGCAGAGCAAGAUUCUAGCAACCACCAUUAGCAAUGCCAGCGUUGUUCUGCAGAUCGACAAUGCCCGUCUGGCUGCGGACGACUUCAGAACCAAAUUCGAGACGGAACAAGCUCUCCGCAUGAAUGUUGAGGCAGACAUCAAUGGUCUGCGCAGAGUCUUAGAUGAGCUGACCCUGUCCAGGGCAGAUCUCGAAAUGCAGAUUGAGAAUCUGAAAGAGGAACUGGCUUAUCUGAAGAAGAACCAUGAGGAGGAAAUGAAUAUUCUCCGAAGCCAAAUGGGUGGAGAAAUCACUGUGGAAAUGGAUGCUGCUCCUGGAGUGGACCUGACCAAGAUCCUGUCGGAGAUGCGCGAGCAGUAUGAGGCCUUGGCGGACAAGAACCGUAAAGAUGCCGAGCAGUGGUUCUUCACCAAGACUGAAGAGCUGAACCGUGAGGUUGCCACCAACACUGAACAGCUGCAGAGCAGCAAGACGGAGAUCACAGAACUGAGGCGCACUGUCCAAGGCCUGGAAAUCGAUCUCCAAGCUCAACUCAGCAUGAAAGCGGCCCUGGAAGGCACCCUGGCCGAGACAGAAGCCCGCUACGGCACCCAGCUUGCCCAGAUCCAAGUGCUGAUCACCAGCGUGGAGGAGCAGCUGGCGGAGCUGCGGUGUGACAUGGAGCGCCAGAACCACGAGUACAAGAUCCUCCUGGACGUCAAGACCCGCCUGGAGCAGGAGAUCACCACCUACCGACGCCUGCUGGAGGGAGAGGAUGCCCACAUCAGUUCCCAGUACAAUGCUGCUGUCUCACAAUCUGGGAGAGAUGUGACAAAGACCACACGCCAAGUCCGCAUGAUAGUCGAAGAGGUUGAAGACGGGAAGGUGGUCUCUUCUCGAGAGCAGGUCAAACAGUCCAGCUACUAGAAGAAACGGCUCUAUACAGCACUGUAGAUCACAACCGAGAGCAGCAAUCACAGCGACAUCUCCAGGCAUUCCGUAGCAAGCAGUCCACAGGCGUAUGCAUGAAACCUUCAUAGAAGCACAGAGCCACCUGGUUCCAUUGGCUUUCUCAGUGUCCUGCCUCAUCCUUCAUGCCUGUCACAUAACCACCCUGCCUGUUAGUAACUAAUAAAGGCUUGUUUUCCCCAGU
Molecule: messenger RNA, 1814 nt
Organism: Gekko japonicus
Lineage: Eukaryota; Metazoa; Chordata; Lepidosauria; Squamata; Gekkonidae
Product: keratin, type I cytoskeletal 14-like
Exons: 8
Coding region: 185-1588 (467 amino acids)
Cellular component (GO): keratin filament
Molecular function (GO): structural molecule activity
Source: RefSeq, a predicted model, not a curated record